This is a messenger RNA of Paracoccidioides lutzii Pb01, 243 nucleotides long. RefSeq lists its product as hypothetical. The coding region runs from base 1 to 243 and encodes 80 amino acids. The record is from RefSeq and is a predicted model, not a curated record. The transcript has 2 exons.
AUGGAAACCAUCAUGUGGAGGAGUCGAACAGCUCCCAUGCCUGAAGCAAGCCAACAAAGCUGUCGCAAACGAGAUGCCAAAUUAAAGCUGACACUAUUUGCACAGCACCACUCGCUUCCAGAUCUGCUCGCAUGGUUCUCCAACAAAGGAACACCGGAACAAAGCGCGCCAGAACAUGACAACGACCUGACACGAACGCAUGGGAUUCGAUUCCAUCCGUUCAAUAUAACCCGAUUUGGUUAA